Molecule: messenger RNA, 892 nt
Organism: Cyphomyrmex costatus
Lineage: Eukaryota; Metazoa; Arthropoda; Insecta; Hymenoptera; Formicidae
Product: small integral membrane protein 14
Exons: 5
Coding region: 205-504 (99 amino acids)
Cellular component (GO): endoplasmic reticulum
Source: RefSeq, a predicted model, not a curated record
GAAUGCACAGCUGCGAAUGUACUACACGAGCGAAGGCGACGACGGCGAUUGUAAUGUAAUGGUUGGGAUGGGCAGAGCGUAAGUCGUCCAAGUCGCCCGAAGCUGUCAAGCUGCUUCACGCGGUCGUAAUCCAGCUCCUCCGUCCGCUUUAGUUUUUCUCGACAAACGGCGACCGAUUUUGCGGAAGAUCGCCCACCUAUCAUCAUGAGCGACCAAGAAUUUAACCCGUGCGAGUGCAUAUGGUCCGAAAUGGCCGUGGGACAACUGAUUCGUAUCUUACGACAAUCUCAAGAUUAUUGUUCGGAAACUGAGUGCUUCAGCGUGUGGCCGGAAAUGAAUGAUGAAUCUUCAGACUUCCUCACUACUUUCUUAAUUAUUGGUGUAAUCGCUGUCCUGUAUGCAUUUAGACCGAGAUCUUUGCGAAACUCGACCAAGAAUAUCAUCAAUAGCAGUAAUAAGCCCGGUUCACACGGAGACGAUCCGCCUUCGCCGACAGUGAAUUAAAUGGUGCAACAUCAUCAAAGUUGUGUUGUUCAAUAUUUUAUGUAUCAUGAUCUGCGCUAAAUUUAUAACAGGAAGGAGACGGUAUGGAUUAUAGAUACGAUAUUAAUAAAUUGAAUAUACGCGUUGGCUAGAUAUAUCAGUUUGAUUUUUGGAGACGUAACUUCUUUACACGUUGAUAGUCUCAAUUUUAUGCGAUGUAUAAAUCUUUCUCUUUAAGCUCUUUCUCUAAUAAUCUUAUGCCUAGAUUAUAUAUAUACAGGGUGUUUGAGAAGUAAUGAAAAAUUUUAUCGCAUAGAGGGGGUAGAAUGGAUUAAACUGAGAAGUCCUCUACCAUUUUACAAUUUUUGCAAUAGUUAACGAGAUAUUAAUUUAUAAAAAUAUCCAAAUU